GGGGUGUUGGUGAUUACUACACCUACCCUAGUCACGUGCCACCCCAACCUAUUUAGUGUAACUCGCGUAGUUAGAUUACAACACAACACAACAACGUUAUCCUCCAAGACUCUGUGAGGUCAUGUGAUCACGCACUCAACGGCAGGGAAUUUUAGGCGCGCGUCAACUAUCGGCGGAGCUCAGGAAUGGACUACUUUCCAUCCAUAUUGAACCAACACUAAAUCUAUCUGACAAAAAUUCUCCAGACAUUCGCGUUACCAUUCUAUAGCGGAUAGCAUAUCAGCCUGAGUUGGACCCAGGAUCAAGGAGCGGAUAUUGGGGACUUGCUUGCUUUGUGCUGUCAGGUUUGCAGCCAACAACAGUGUCCGAGCCGUUCACCGCCGCAAUCUCGGCAACAUGUCGUUCUCUGUGCCAUUCAGCUCGAGCCCUCCACCCUCAACUCCAGAUAAAUAUCAGAGAUUUGCGAGGAAUCCAUCCACUACCCCGGCCGGCGCCCCUCCUUCAACUACCCCGUUAGGGCCCCCUCCCUCUAGCUUAUUUGGGAGCUCCAAGCUGGGAAGCACCAGGGCCAAAUUGAAUUUUGGAGUCGCUUCAUUUGACCAAUCUAUAGACUCGCAAGCUUCAGAAGAUCUAGGUUUAUCAAACGCCUCGUCCAACUUCCCCUUGCCACGGACAAAGGUCAGAGGUCCGCCUCCAUUCGCCUCUCGUAGCGCGUUCGAUUCGCCGGGGAAUAGAUCUUUUCGGGAGUCAGAUAUAAAUGGACAUACUGCACGGUCAAGUCGUGAUUUCGAUUCUUACACCGACGAUAUUGACCAGGACAAUGGCAUGGGAGAUAGUCGUGCAGGAUUUUUAGAUUCACGAUUCAGUGCUUCACACAAUUCUCCAGUGCACUCUCCUGUCCAUAAAUCCUUCAUCUAUUCCAACCCCGGCCAAGCCAAGCGAGCAAAACUACAUGAAAGAUGGGCCCAACCACCUACAACCAAGCCCAGAAUAACGCCAAGGAAAAAGAGCUCAAUGUUUCCGUCAAUUGCCCGUGAUCUAGCCUCGAGGUCGCAGAUUGCAAUGGUUAGCGAACCUAAUGAACUUAUUCUUGAGACUGAGGAUAUAUUUGGCCGAAUGUACGAUCAAGUUCGGGAGUUCGAACAUGAUGACGACGGUCUUCAACAGGCUCUGUGUGACAUUUCCAAGGAUCUUUUGGAUUUGUGGGAACGACAUACAGCAGGCUCAUCUCGCGCCCAGCCAAAUAGUCGAACCUCUACCAUAGGUCCGGAAAAGUCUGCUCCAAAUAUUGUGAAAGCCAAUUUCCUUGGAUCCCUUCUCCUUCCCCUCCAUCAUCCUCAACUUCAACGGGAUAGAGCCCCUGAAGGAGGCCCCUCUGUUCACAUUGGUGCUGUUCGCGCCUUUGCACCCAACAAACCUAAAGCUAAAACCCCGAUUCCUAAAGUCCUGUUCGAUUGGAUAAACCAUUACCAUACCGCACAAAAUUCGGACCCGAGUACCGUCUGUAGCUAUCAACCAAAUCCCACCGCUUCUGCAGCAUUCUGGGAUGUGGUUCAAACCUUGAUUUUGCGUGGGAAUCCAUCUCCAGUUAUCGAUCUUCUAAAGAGUGCAGACUUUAAUUAUGCUAGAUCGGCUAUGGAGGAUGGCCUCGAGCAACCCGGCUAUCGAGGGGCCCAGCUUCAAAACAUUCAAAAAUGUGUCAAUAGUGCGAUUCAGCUACUUAGCGUCUCUCCAGGCGUUCAAAACAAUGAUUGGGACAUUAAGAACCUUGACUGGGCUAUAUACCGAAAGCAGAUUGCCGCCGCAAUUUCUGAACUCGAGAAUUUAGCUGAAGGCCAGGACCGCCUGCCUGAAGCACGGGAUCAGUUCCAAGCACCCAAUUUCGGCAUAUUUAAUCAACGGAGUGCUUCCUCUUUUUCUCAGUCCACACGAAUGGCUGAGAGCCAGGUGCCUUGGACGAUUUAUCAGAAUCUGAAGACUAUGUAUAACAUCAUGCUUGGAGAUGUGUCUUCGAUCUUGAGUAAAUCGCAGGACUGGGUAGAGGCUACGGUUGGUCUCACUGCCUGGUGGGAUGGCGAGGACGACAGCGAUAUAACUGCUGGAGAAACAAAUUUCAACCGAAGCGUGAUGAGACGUUCUCAGUCGCAAGCACCCCGUUCAGUAGAUUCAAACCCCGAGGAAGCAUACUUGCGUCGCCUGGACUAUUCAUUUGCCAACGUAACGGAAAACUUGGGAGAGGAAGGAUUUCAGGUUAAUUCUAUGAACCCUAUGGAAGUGGGUUUGGCUUCAGUUUUCGAAGGUAACAUCGAAGGAGUGCUGGAGAUGCUACAAACUUGGUCACUGUCUAUCGCCUCCGCUGUUGCUGAAGUUGCAAGCUUUGGUGGAUGGCUGGAUACAUCAGUAGGCUCCAAGCCAAUGCCUGGUUUCAAUCAAAAUGAUCUCAUGGUUUUGAAUUAUGGCAAAAACGAGAAACCGCUCCGAAAGGAUGAUAUUUUGAUUAAUUACGCAAUGGGUCUCUUCGAUCGAAAUCCGCUUGAGAGUCCUACGGGAGCGAGGGAUGGGUGGGAAGUUGCACUCGAGGUCCUGAGUCGUCUUGACGACCAAGAGAUUAUGAGGACAAAGGCUACAGAAUUGCUUGACCGUAUUCCCCUUGAUACGUCUGAGCAUAUGGAUAAAGUUGUUUUGCUUUGUGCGGAUCUCGGGUUCAAUGAUGAAGGCCGUAGGGUUUCUGAGCGAUAUGGGGAUAAAAUAGCAGAGUCGUCUGAAGAAUACGGAACAGCCCUCAUAUGUUACGCAAGAGCUCAUAGCUACAAAAAAGUGAAGAACGUUGUCGACCUUCUCACUUCGUUUUGCCUUGUCCGAUCCACCGCAUAUCCGCCUGCAUCUGAGCUCGAUGUUCAACUUCGAUCGCUUCUUUACAGUCCGCGAGCCGCGUUAUCAGCAAUUGCAGCUGUCGACCAAGAGGCGGCUGGUAUGCUCCAGUUCUACUUUUGUGGAUAUGCCGCUGUGAGACGCUUCUACGACAUUCGUGACGAGGAGGUCUAUUUGCAAAAGGGGGAGCGACCAAAAUAUCGCCCUCUAGCUAGAAAAAGAGCUGCCGCUGAAACUCUCGUUGCGGUCAUCCGCAGUGCAGCCGAUAGCAUCUAUGGUGGCUUGUACGAUGGGGAACGGAAAACAUCAGUUCAAGUUGAUGGACUCCUGGUGUUGCUAGGAGAAGCUCUCGUAUUCUUGGAAGAACCCAACCGCUUCCUCACCACCGACCAGCUAUUAACCAUCCUCGCUGCGAUCGAAGAUCUCCAAUCUGUCACAUCACGUGUUUAUGACCAGUGCGAAAUGUGUCUGCAAUCGACCGUAUAUCACCACUUCAACUAUGAUGCCCUCGCGAACAGUUCAUUUGGUGAUGAAUCCAUCCGAUCCCCGGUGACAUCAUCCUUCGCCGCUCCACCACGCAAUCUACUUAAAAAGUCGGUAUCAUCGCUGACCGCAGUCAGUGGCUUUUCUCUGAUCGGCAGUGAAAUGCUCGAAUCCCAGAGUCGCAAACGGGAUGGUGGAUCAACUUCCAUUGAAAAUUCGGGUGUGCUUAUUCCCCACCCAAAUGCGAGGCAAGGGGGUGCCGAUGUGAAGCGAGGUUGGGACUGGAGAGCGAGAAUUCGCAAAGAUGUGAAGGGGCAGGAUAUUUUGAGGAUCUUGAGGCUUCAGAUUGCUAAGGGACUAAGUUUCGGCGCUUUGGGAUCUUGAGCGGAGUCUUUUCCAUUUUCCAUUACUGUUCUUUCCUAAUGAGCAACGUGGAUGGGUCUAUUAUUCGGUUGAGAAGGGAUUUUUUUUCAGGUAUCUAUUUCUACUUUCCUAUGAAUAACAGCCUUAAUAUUUUCUCUUUUCCCUAUCCGCUUCGAGAUAUCUGGCGUCUAAACUAUUAGAUUUAUGCAAGAAGGACCAUCAACAUGGAUUUCCCUUUUUCUUUAUGCAUUUUCACAUUUUUCUUUCCUUUUUCGCUUUGCAUCUUUAGGGAGUGUAUACAGUCGAAUAUGGAGACGGAUCACUUUUUCCUUUGAACCAUGAGCUAUUAGGCACAGACAAUAGCAUUUCCACGCAUGGGGUCCGCCCGGGAACGCCACCAUCCAUCUGAGUAGGUGAUUAAUAAUGCGAUACAGAGCACUCAGCUAUUCAGCUUAGAGAAGUGUAUCAAUCAAUAUGGACCACCUGAAUUCAGUAGCAACCAAAAGAUAAAUAUAAACAUGACAAAUCGUCGACGAAAAUUUAAAUCCCGGCGUUUCUUUUGGUGCUUUCACACUGUAUAUGGCUUAAUAAUGUUUUCAUGGCGGCUGUGACGAUUUCUCUUCUGGUCAAACGCUCGACGGAUGCGUGGCGACUGGCGUCAAAGCUGGUUUUUUUACCUGACUAACUUACCAUCCUGACCUCGUCCCAUCCAUCCUCUUGGACGUUGGGGGCCAUGUUACGGAGCUCACCAGCCACAACAACAACGCAAGGGAGGGAUACGGCGCCAAGGCGAGUUGUCAAAAAAAGGACGCGAAUUUGCCCCAGGAGUAAUCCGUAGGAACACCUGGGUUUCGGGAGCUGCGUCCAGUCGUAGGUCAGGAUACCUUGAUCCUGCUACUGGCUCGUUAGGCGCACUCCAGCUCUUGUGAAACGGCCGUCAAAGCAGUGAUUGUUGUUCUUUUCCCGCCAAAAUACCCUUUUGUAACUAUCCCUCUGCGGCCGUAUGAGAGGAAAACUGUGCGCAAUUUUGAGAAAGGGGGCCAAAAUCAAAUGGCCGCCUCGUACAGGAGUAGUAUUUUUGACCCGGGCUGAGUGAGGAUUUCCCGACUAUUGCGAUCCCAGCGAUCUUUCUUGAACCCUGGGUGCCGAUCCCAAGUUUUGGGGAUUCUGUUUCUAGUUUCUAUCCUAGAAUCUAGGCCGCAGUUUCAGCUAGGUUGGGUUGUCCACCUGCAUGGGCUCUGUUUCCUGAAGAAUA
Molecule: messenger RNA, 4972 nt
Organism: Blastomyces gilchristii SLH14081
Lineage: Eukaryota; Fungi; Ascomycota; Eurotiomycetes; Onygenales; Ajellomycetaceae
Product: nuclear pore complex subunit Nup85
Exons: 3
Coding region: 397-3738 (1113 amino acids)
Biological process (GO): mRNA export from nucleus; positive regulation of DNA-templated transcription; protein import into nucleus
Cellular component (GO): nuclear pore outer ring
Molecular function (GO): structural constituent of nuclear pore
Source: RefSeq, a predicted model, not a curated record